Molecule: messenger RNA, 961 nt
Organism: Actinia tenebrosa (Australian red waratah sea anemone)
Lineage: Eukaryota; Metazoa; Cnidaria; Anthozoa; Actiniaria; Actiniidae
Cellular component (GO): membrane
Source: RefSeq, a predicted model, not a curated record
AGUCAGUUUCCGUUGGAAACGCUUUUCGUAAUAUAUCUAGUCGAAUCUUCAAUUUGGGAACACUUUCUUCUUCAUUUGGUAAGUAACGGUCGAAUCGUGUGAAUGGCUGACUCGAUUGCAAGGAAUAAGGCUAACUCUGAGAUCAAACCCUGAAUAAGCUUCUUAACCUGAUCUAGCAACUGAAUAGCAAUGGCCGAAAACGAAUUGUACGAAGUUCACCAUGGAGGCGAAAAACUUGAUCUACCAGCGAACAAAAAUGACCCAGAGAGCUCAUGCGUACAACAUGCAGAUCCUCAACCAUGUUAUACAGCACCACCGUAUUCUUACUAUCCUCCUCAGCCCCAGGCUAAUCAGCAGAGCUUUUUUGGCCCUCAGCCGCAAGCAGGACAUGGGUAUGUGCCGGGUUAUCAGCCGUUGGUAAAUCAACCUCAGGCAACCACGAAUUUCACGACCACAAACACGACAGUCGUGAUGCAGCCGUGCGUAGUAGGGAAUUUAAGGCCUUGUAACUACCUCGUUCACUCCAUUAUCAACACAUUUUGCUGUUGUCCCUUUCUUGGAAUCAUUGCCAUCAUCUUUGGUUUUCUGGUUGAUUCAGCAUACGACAAGGGAUAUUUUGCUCAAGCUAGUUCCUACUCAGACUUAGCCCGGAAGAUGAACAUCGCUUGCUUUAUUUUUGGUAUUGUUAUCUACGUAUUUGGUUUCGCGAUGUAUGCGCACUAUUGGAGCUAUUAAUCAUUUAUUUGGAGCGCUGUCUGUGAAAGAGUUGGUUAUUUCAUGAGAUUUCAUUUUAGAUUUAAGUAAUGUAAGGUGAAUAAAAAGAAAUGAAUUAUUCGUUAAGCUAGGUAGUUAUAUUGAGAUAAAGUAAUAUAGACUCGAUUGCAGAAACGUUGUAGUAUACAUUUAUAGUAGUAUACAUAUUGUCAGGGCUGUCAACUCUCCCGGAAAAACCGGGAGUCUC